AUGGCGGUUUGUGCCUUUGGAGGUCAUCAUCACGACAAUGCUCACUACAAAUUCGAGUAUGGAGUGGAUGACCCCCACACACACGACAAGAAGGAACAGCACGAACACAGAGACGGAAAGCACGUUACAGGGGGAUAUAGCUUGAAGGAACCCGAUGGUACCCACCGCGUGGUAAAAUACGUGUCAGGACCUCACAAAGGAUUCGAAGCUGUGGUGGAAAGACGAGGACACGCGAAACACCCUGCGGUGUAUGGCAAGCACAAGGGUCACGGUGAAGGUGGCACCAGCUGGGUUGGGGUCACCCACUGGCAGAACCAAGGGGACGAAGAACAGGGCCACGGACACGGUCACGGCCAUGGGCAUUAA
Molecule: messenger RNA, 366 nt
Organism: Anoplophora glabripennis (Asian longhorned beetle)
Lineage: Eukaryota; Metazoa; Arthropoda; Insecta; Coleoptera; Cerambycidae
Product: adult-specific cuticular protein ACP-20-like
Exons: 2
Coding region: 1-366 (121 amino acids)
Cellular component (GO): extracellular matrix
Source: RefSeq, a predicted model, not a curated record